AUGAACAACCCAAGUUUAGGCUGGGAAAGACUUGAUACAGUCUUUUAUAGGCUGAGAGAAUGCUAUUCCCCUCUUCAAUGGGAUAUUGAGCUUGAUGAACAGCCUGUAGCGAUCUCCAAUUCUGCAGCUGCAAUUGCAGUGUUCAACAGUCAUUCUUCGCAUACAUCCAUAGAUAUCUUCUCUGGAUCUGGAGUAUUGCUCAAUUCCAUUCCGUGGCUACUUUCCAAUGGUCAAAUUGUUUCAAUGAGCUGGACAGACAACGAAGAACUGCUGGUUGUUCUUCAGAACGGUACUAUUCGAAAGUUCUCAGACCUGACCAGUGAGUUUGAUGAGUUUGGACUUAAUCUUCCUGAGGACUCGAUAGUGCAAGAGGCCAAAUUUUUCCAGGAUGGUAUUGUUGUACUUACAAAUGAAAAGAAAUUUGUAUUUUUCAGCUCUUUCAGUCAAGUACCCAGGCAUUUCACUCUUAACGUAGAUUCCAUAGACUGCUGGAAUAUCCUCUACUCGGAUCGGGUAUUACAACUGUUUGUUUCUUCCAACAAAUCAAUUCACAUAAGCACACUGACGACAGAAACAUCAGUAAAAUUUGGGCAGGUUAUUACUGGAAUCGAGUUUCCUCCUAAUGGUUCGUUUGCAUCUCUUUUGACCCCAGAUAACUUAAUCAUAGCAACGUCUGACUUGGAGAACUUAUUGUCAGAGUUUUCACACAAUUUUAAACACAUUCGUUCCAUGCAGUGGUGUAGUAAUGAUGCUGUGGUCCUAGCUACUAAUGACGAGCUGCAGGUAAUUGGUCCAGGUGAUGAUUCCAUUUCUUUUUACUAUGAAAACAGGCCAUUCAUAAGGUCACAGAAUGAUGGCUUAACUGUACUUACUCAAUCCAAGCUGGAGUUUCUAUCUAGAGUUGCAAAUUUCACUGAAGAAACUUUCAGAAUUGGUUCCACUAAGGCAAGUGCAAUUUUACUAGAUUCCAUUGAUCAAUUGGAUAGACAUUCCCCAAAAGCUGAUGAAAACUUGAGAAUAGUGAAACCAAAUUUGGUGGAAGCAGUCGAUAAUUGCAUUCGUUCAGCAAGUGAAGAGUUUGAUCCGCAAUGGCAAAAGAAACUGUUACGAGCUGCCAGUUUUGGUAAGAGUAUCUUGGAUUUCUAUAGUAGUGAAGAGUUUGUUGAGAUUUGCAACAAUUUGAGAGUUCUUAAUGCUGUUCGGCAACCUGAGGUAGGCAUGUUUAUCACAUAUGCUCAGUUGCUGAAUUAUGGACACCAAGGGCUAAUUCAAUCUUUGAUCAGAAGGCGCUUGUUUUUAUUGGCUUCUAAGAUCUGCAAAUUCCUUUCUUCUUUUCCAGAUAACAUAUACUUUGCUUGGGCCAAGUUAAAGAUAAAGAGUUCAUACAAUACUAAUGACAAAGAAUUAAGCGAGAUAAUUCUUGACAAGUUAGCUGAGACUAAAAGGGUCUCUUAUACUGGGUUAAGCGAGGUUGCUUACAACGAAGGGAGAGUCGAACUGGCACAUUUGUUACUAGAUCAUGAACCUGUCCUUGAGAAUCAGGUGCCUCUUUUGUUGCAAAUGGGUCAGGACAAAAAUGCUUUGUUAAAGUCUGAACAAAGUGGCAAUGUGGAUUUGAUAUGUUCGGUUCUACUACGUCUGUAUUACAAGUUUUCCCUGUCACAAUUUUUCAUACUUUUAUCAGACUCAACUGAUGUAAGCAUUGGUAUUUUUAAAGAUAUAAUUGGAUCCGUGAAACCUGAUUUACUAUUAGAGUAUUACUAUCAGGAUGAUCAACUGAUUAAGAUAGCCGAAUCGAACUUGUUACAGGAUUCAACUUAUUCCUUAGAUGCGGAAACCAAGCGAAAUCGAUUAUUGGAGCUGCUGAAAGCAUAUGAAGGCAAAAAAUUUUAUGAAAAUGAUGUCCCGAUCAUAGAAUCUCACUUGAAGCUACUCAAUUAUCAAGAAACUUUGACUAACAAGUUUAACCACUCUUUUGUUGCCUUUUCGAAGAUUGAAACUAUUUCUGAGUUGGCCAGGUUGGAUGAUGAAAAGCUAACUGAAACGCAAAAGUAUGCCUAUCAAUUUGGAAUUAGCUCGACACAGCUUUACCACAGUGUUGUAAAGUCGUUGGCCAAAUCACACCAAUGGGAUAAACUCUUCCAGUUUGCCAAAUCGAAAAAAUCUCCUGUGGGGUACGAGUUGUUUUUCAGGGAAUGUUACCUCCAAAACGAAAAAAGGCAGGCUGGACUUUACAUUGGAAUGUGCAAAGAACUUACUUACAAAGCCAGGGCCGAUCUUUACUUAAAGAUUGGUGAAUACAGACUGGCAGCAGAUGAAGCUUCCAAGAAGAAAGAUAUUGACCUACUACAGUUGGUGAAGGAUACGGCUGGGUCUACGAAUGUUGGCAUUACGAGACUAAUCGAAGAUUAUGUAACCAGAAUAGGAUAG
Komagataella phaffii GS115 is the source of this 2430-nucleotide messenger RNA. Its product is annotated as Subunit of the vacuole fusion and protein sorting HOPS complex and the CORVET tethering complex. The transcript has a single exon. The record is from RefSeq and is a predicted model, not a curated record. NCBI's taxonomy places the organism in Eukaryota, Fungi, Ascomycota, Pichiomycetes, Pichiales, Pichiaceae. Gene Ontology annotation, cellular component: cytoplasm; lysosomal membrane; HOPS complex. Gene Ontology annotation, molecular function: actin binding. Gene Ontology annotation, biological process: intracellular protein transport; endosomal transport; vacuole fusion, non-autophagic. Bases 1 to 2430 code for a protein of 809 amino acids.